This is a messenger RNA of Meloidogyne enterolobii, 462 nucleotides long. The record is from the annotation of a GenBank genome assembly. Lineage: Eukaryota; Metazoa; Nematoda; Chromadorea; Rhabditida; Meloidogynidae.
AUGAAGGCAAUAAUUCAACGAGUUUGUAAAGCUAGUGUUGUUGUUGAACAAGAAACGAUUUCUUCAAUUGGCAGAGGCAUUUGUGUUUUGAUUGGAAUAAGUAGAGAAGAUGGAGAUGAGGAUAUUGAAUAUAUGGUUAGGAAAAUACUAAAUUUGAGAAUUUUUGAAAAUCCAGAAAAUGGGAAGAGGUGGGACAAAUCUGUGGUAGAUUUGGGGUUGGAAGUGCUUUCUGUUAGUCAGUUCACUUUACACGCACUAAUUAAAGGGAAUAAAUUAGACUUUCACCGUUCAAUGAAUCCAGAAGAUGCUCCACAAUUUUAUUUGAAAUAUUUGGAAAAAUUAAAAUCAAAAUAUGUUCCAGAAAAAAUAAAGGUUAGCCAAAAUUUUUAUUUUUUAAUUUCUAAAAAUCCAAAGGACGGGAAACCACAUUUUAACCCCUUUUUAGCCUAUUCGCGAUUUUAA